Molecule: messenger RNA, 3676 nt
Organism: Lymnaea stagnalis (great pond snail)
Lineage: Eukaryota; Metazoa; Mollusca; Gastropoda; Lymnaeidae
Source: the annotation of a GenBank genome assembly
UUAUUCCUUACAAUGGGGUUAACAACUUACCCAGAAAUGAGACUUUGAAACCAAAUUAACCAUAGAUGUGCUGUAUUAUUUCAUUUAUAAUGGAAGAUAACCGUUCAAUUUUUAUGUUUAUUUUGACUUUCCUAGCUGUUGGCAUUUACGGUAAUUUGCUUUUAAUUCAUUUUUUAGUCUUUAAUAUCAUCGGGACUUGAGAAAAUGCACACAAUGUCCCCAACAACAACAAACUAUGCUGAUCUCUAUUCUUGGACAUUGUCUUUUUUUUUCAAAUGUAUUUAUUUAUUCUUAAUAACGUCUGAAAUUAAAAAUUAUUCUAAAGCUAUAGGUCACCUCGUAGAAAUUAACAUUCAAACAUUUCUGUUAUGUCAUUGCUGUAGAUUCGAUGGAAAAAAACAACGAUGCAACACAUUGUUCACAUUUAUAGUAAAAGCGAUACAUACAUUUACAUGAAUGAAUUUCUUACCACGUUUGUAAGAUAUGAGCGUGUUUUUUUCUGUGUGAUAUUGGCAUCCUCAACAAAAUGUAGUUCACUUUACUUCGACCUCCUCUCCGAAAUUUAAAUUUGGAAAGGCGUAAAAAAAACUAUACACAUAUUUACCAUACUUUCGAAGAAAACACAUACUACCUGUGUCCAUGUCUCUAGCUUCAACAAGUUUUCCAAAAAUGUUCGGAUGUUAUAUGUAAAAAAUAAAUUUUGACAUAAUAACUAGUAACGCAUAUUCCGCUCAUGCUUUAACCUUAUGUAUGUUAAAGAAAUUGUUUUCCUACAUUCUUCACUGAAAUCCAUUUUUUUACAACAAAUACGAUUUUUUUCUUUGUAGAAAUGUAUGCCAGCCAAAUGGUUUACGCCAUGAAUGAGGUCACUGACCCUUACGUAAGGCUGAUACCUACAGAAACAGCUGCACCCGUCUUCAGUACGGUGGGCUGUGCAGCAAGGUGUUUCAGAAGUGAUGCCGCCUGUUACAGUUUUAAUUAUAACACAAGAACAAAACUGUGCACCAUGGGUAAGACAGUCGCUCAUUUAGGUAGUGAAGUUAGUAACUUGGAUGUAGUAUAGCAGGUUAUCUAACGAACACUUAGUAAAAAGGAAAAUUCAGAUUUAAUAUAGCAGGAUAUCUGAUUAACACAGUGUCGUGAAUAUUACUUUGAAUUUAGUGCAGUAGGAUAUCUAAGUCCAACAAAUUGUCAAUCAUACUUUCGAUUUCGUAUAGUAGCAUAUCUGAAGCGCAAAAAUUGUCAUAAAUAUUACUUUGGUUUUAGUAUAGUAGAAUGCCUAACUCGUGCUGUGCAGAAACAUUACUUUGGUUUAAGUAUAGUAUGGUAUCUAACUCGCACUUAGUAAAAAUGAAUACUUUUGAUUUAGAAUAAUGCGAUAUCUAGCUCGGACAUUGCCUGAAAGGUUAAAUGAAAUUGGCAAAUUAUAUCCUUCAGUCAUCAAUGCUCAUUUAAUAAUUAUAACGUACCUCGUAUAUGUUUGACUUAUUUUAUCUAAACUAAAAUUAUUUUUAUAAAAAUCAAAAAUUAAAAAAAAAAUAAAAAAAUAAAUACCAGUAUUCAAGCUGAUCUUGGCCAGGCUCUUCAAAGAUAUUGAACUUACCUAGAACAAUUCUAUUGAUGUUUUAUGAUCUCUUCAAUGACGAAAUGUAGAUAUUAGAGUCUUGUGCUCAUCAAACCCUUCGAAGCCAGACGCCCACCCGUGGGACAUCCUAGUCUCUCACUUCUUCACCACGGACCAGUGCAACCGACAUCAACACAGCAAACACUGAAUAUCUUGAUAUAAUUUAUAACGCUAUAAGUUUAUGAUGCAUCGUCAAAACCUGACGGAACAGUGUACACUAACAAUCAAAUUCGUAUACAAAUCAACGUCCCCCCUAAAUGAUAUAUCCAGCCGAAAUCCUGAACACACAAAAAAACAACAAGCCACGCCGUGAAUCUCACCAAUCUAUCGGCCACUAAACUAACGCGUCAUUUCCCUUUACCCAAAUACGUCUCAACAAUCACACUUAAUAGAUACGGCUGCACCGUCAUGAAAUCUCUAAACUAAACAUCUUUUCAAAUUCCAAACAUAACAAUAGUGAUCUACAGAUAACAACAGUGAUUCUCAUACCCUGGUCGGUCAACCCCCGACCCUCAACCACACAUACACACCCACAAACACAAGGGCAAUUUAAAUAGUAGAAAUACAAAAAAAAAAGGUUUCUACAGGAGUGACUAUACAAAUAAAUAAGACAGCACACCUUCGGUGGCAUGUACAUCUCUCUCUCUCUCUCUCUAUAUAUAUAUAUAUAUAUAUAUGUGUGUGUGUGUAAAUUAAGCGCCAUGUUUUAUGAUCAUGUGAUUUUACAUUUGAUGUGAUUUUCAACAUUGAAAUAACAAUUUCUUUUGUUAUCUCUUUACACAAAUUUUUUUCUUAAUGUUUUUGAAACGUCUUUGUAUUAGUUUGUAGGGCUAAACUUGGGUUUCUAGCUAUCAGUAAUAUUCAAGCCAGUGCAGAAUACUGACCGCAACAGUUUUCUUGCGCCCGAUAAUUCCUUAUGGUUGCUGGGGGUUACCGACAGGCUAACUUUGUGCUUACGGUCCUCGUUGCACAACACACCUUUUAGAAUGUACAUUAAUGCUAUUAAUGUCGACAAUGCAAUCACCCUAUACGGAAGUAUAAAAUGUUAUGAACAGCCGUUCAAAACCAUUCCAUUUAGGCUCCUUGCGUAUAUAAAUCACAGUUCAUACGUAUUGGUUUUUUUUUGUUUUUUUUGGGUUGUUUUUGUGUAUUUUUUUUUACUUUUGACCUGCUGGAUAUUAUUUUAAUGUGAUUUUAUCUUAGAAAAAUCAUACUUUAAAAAUAAAUUAAAUCUAUUGAGCAUUUACAAUUAUUUUGCAGGUUCGUGGAUGUAUAAUUCCAUGUCACCAAGAGAGCCCGACACUGAACUACUUUACCAAGAUUCACCAUGCAAACAGUACGUGGACUUCAAGCUUUAUUUUAAAGGAAAUGUCAGCUCUUGUUUGUGGAUAUCCUGUACAAAACGAAACUACACAGAUGCAAGGAAAUUUUGUCUAGGUAAAUUUGGAUUAAUUCAUUGUAAUUUAAAAAAAAAAAAAAAAUUACUUAAUCUGUUUCAGCUGAUUUAAAUUGGCAAAAUAUAUAUUUUUUUUAAAAAUUACAUUUUCAAUUAUCCAAGUAAGCAGUGAUAAUGAUAAGUAAAUUAAAAACUUUACUUUGACUUCUGGAUAAUUUCUAACUAUUUUAACACAACUGUAGAUUACGACUCUAAAUACACGCUUUUUAAGAACAAUUUUCGUUAGAGAUCACCACAUUAGCUGGGCACAUCAAUAUGUGAUUUUUUUCUUAACAAAGUGUACUCAUCCAUAUCAUAAUACUAUCUGCACUUGAGUAUUUAAAAACAUAAUAAAUUUUGCUUCUUAAACUUUAUUUAACGACUUAAAAAAACAAAAAAAACAAUGUCCUAUUCUCAACAAAAAUUACUUUUCCUUCUGUUCACACGUUUACACACUGACAGAUUACAACUCAACACUGUACACAAUGAAGAUCAGCGAAAAGAUCGACAUACUCAAUGAAACGUUCAAGACACUGAUGCCGUCUUCAAAUAAUGGCAUUUGGUCUUGGAUAGGACUGAACAACAUGCAAAAAAAUGACUCAUACAUAUGGGAGGAC